AUGGCGAUCGCACUUGGACUCCUCUUUUCUGUGGUGGUGGUCCUCCACCCGCUAAUCGUUCAUCUCAUUCCGGCGGUGCUGCUCUGCUUCUCAGGCCUCUUAGCCAAUCUGGUUCAGGCGAUUUGUUUUAUUUGUAUCUGGCCGAUUUCGGAGAAUGCAUACACAAGGUUAAACGACGUCGUUAAGGAAUUGGAUUGGCGGGUUCGUAUCCUAGAGUGUAUAGAGCAGGAAGAAACAGAAACCAGUCGUUUAAAGGGGGAAGUGCAUGAACUCGUACUAUCCAAUGCUAGAAAUGAUACCAAUCGUCUUCUGGAUCUGGUUCUCGCUCAGUGGUCAGGUUUCCUCGGCAGUUUAGUAGCUGUAGUAAAGACAUCAGCAAGAUACAGUCCGGUCAUAGGAUGGUCAAUGUGGAUUUCAGAAUAUGUUUCUUCAAGAAGUUGUGUCCAUGAUGCGAAUCUAAAGGACUUCCUUCUGCCCUUUUGGUUAUCUGUUGUGCUAGAGAGAACGGGUUUUGUUCAGGGUGAUCUUCUAGCAGCCCAGAGGCUUCCUGUCCCUAGCAAGGUUUUGAGUUCUGAUACUAAGGAUUUAGUUUAUGCAGUAAGACGUGCUUACUCUGCUGUUCCAUCCAUUUAUAUCAUAACAGUUGCUAUUCCUAGAACAUCACCUCCACCCACACUUGAAAGUGUAAUUAAAGGGGGACAUUCUGUGAAUCCUAAGCUCCUCUUUACUACCGCAGUACUAGUUUCUGCUUGUAGAAACAUGCUGGGAUGA
Messenger RNA from Fragaria vesca subsp. vesca, 771 nucleotides. RefSeq names its product 1-acyl-sn-glycerol-3-phosphate acyltransferase 2-like. The coding region runs from base 1 to 771 and encodes 256 amino acids. NCBI's taxonomy places the organism in Eukaryota, Viridiplantae, Streptophyta, Magnoliopsida, Rosales, Rosaceae. Gene Ontology annotation, molecular function: 1-acylglycerol-3-phosphate O-acyltransferase activity. The transcript has 9 exons. Gene Ontology annotation, cellular component: endomembrane system. The record is from RefSeq and is a predicted model, not a curated record.